Harpegnathos saltator (Jerdon's jumping ant) is the source of this 5916-nucleotide messenger RNA. RefSeq names its product mushroom body defect (gene mud). Bases 104 to 5545 code for a protein of 1813 amino acids. The record is from RefSeq and is a predicted model, not a curated record. The transcript has 11 exons. Lineage: Eukaryota; Metazoa; Arthropoda; Insecta; Hymenoptera; Formicidae.
ACCUGUUGUUUGUGAUGUGUGGCAAAGCAGUUAUAACGUAUGUUCUGAAUUUUCUAAUUUUUGCAAUUGUAAAUAUAUAUUAGUGCAAAUAUAUUAGUGCAUUAUGGAACAUUGGGAACAGAUUGUUGUAGAAUGGAUUAACUGCUUAGAUGUACUACAGGAACCUCUAAAAAGUACAGAAGAAUUAUACGAUGGAAUAUUUUAUAUUAAUUUAUUGAAUUUAAUAUCCUGGACAAAUGAUAAACAUAGUCAUAGUCAAGAAAAUAUAACAAAUUUCAUGAAGAUCAAUAUUCUAAGUUUGAAAAUAUGUAACUUUAAAAAUUCUUAUUUUAAUCAUAUAUAUUUUUUAACUAAAGCUAAAGUCAUAUAUAGAUAUUAUUUAGGAAUUAAUACAUUUGCUUUUUUCAUUAUUGAUUGUAUAGAUGAAUAUCCCAGCUUCAAGAUUAACAAAGAUGACAAUACAGAACAUAUAUACAUUGCAUCCUUGGUAUUGAUGCAUGCGUCUCAAGCAACUGUGUUUCAUACUCCAAUGUGCAACAAGCUGAAACAUGAAACACAGAUUAAAAUUAAAACUUUUCUUGAAAAUAUUUUGCCUCUUGGAAAUGAUGUCACUAAAGAUACAAUGAAGGAAGUUAUUGCAGAAUUAGUAGAAGAUGCAUCAAGAACUCCAAGUAGCCGUCAAACGCCACCACUGAAAGACUUUGUCAAGUCUCCUAUUAUGCGUUCAGCACAUAGUAGUUAUAAGAUUAUGACCGAACGAACUCGAGAACUAAGAGAAUUGAGAUGUAAUUUAGAUGUAGAACGAUAUAAAAACGCGGAACUACAGGACGACAUAAAAAUAUAUCAGGAGAAAAUACAGAAUCUAAAACUGAAACUGGAAGCAAAUACAGCACAGUUGAAGACAUUGCGAGAUGAAUGCAUAAAACCAAGCACUCCUCAGCUUUCUAAUAGAAAAGAGAAUAAUCCAUCAUGUGAGGAUUAUUACAAAAAGUACAUCAAUGACUUGGAAAUUCAGUUGAGCAAACAGCAGAAUGAAAUAGAUAAUUUGGAGACAGAGAAGAAUGUUCUAUCAAAAACCUUAGCUUCUGUGCAAAGACAAUCUAUAAAAUACGAAGAGAGUUUUGUAACCUGCGAGCGAUCUUUGGAAUUAUUAUCACGUAAAAUGGAAAUAAAGGACAGAGAAUUGAUUGAACUCAGAAUGCAUAAUGAAGAAUUACGCGUCCGUCUCAAAGAAUUGAAUAAAAAUUGCAUUACAGAGCAAAGUUUUGAAGUUGAGGAUUCCAUAGCACUAUCACUUCCUGCCACUGUAUCACUGAACAAUAGUGAAGCCUUGAGUUCUGUGAUUGAGAUCCAACUCCAAGAAGCUAAAGAAGAAUCUGCUAUAUUGCAAGCUCAAGUUGAUUCUUUAAAAGGAAAGCUGGAUAUACUUACUAAAAAUUACAAAGACACAAUGGAAUCAAAUACAGAUUUGCAACAAAAAGUAAAAAUAUUGGAUACAGUUCAAACCGAGUUACGUGAUGUACAAACGGAAUUACAUGCAUCAAACACGAAUAUAAAAAAUUUACAAGUGGAGAAAAUUUCUCUUGUUGCACAUAAUGAAAAUUUGAAAAGUUCACUUUCAUCUAAGGAAAAAGAACUUUCUGAAACAGUACAACUAAGUACUAUACUAAAGACAGAAUUGGAUGAUUUAAAGAUAAACAUGGAAAACUUGAAUGAAUUGCUUGGAAAUGAAAGGACUAAGUCUUUAGAUUUAAAUAACGCCCUUGAGCAAAUUAAAUUACAAGUAUCCGAACAUCUUACACACAUUAAUAAGUUAACUAAUGAAAAAGAUUCAUACAAAUCUUCUAUUGAAAGCUGCAGUAUAGAUUUAAAGGCCAUUUUACAUCAUGACAAUCAAUUUAUUGAAGUUGUAACUGAUAAUGUAGAUAAUAUGACAUUGAGUGAACUUGUAAAUUACUUUAAUGUCAUGUUAUUGAAUUACAAUUCAGUAUGUACUUCAUAUAAAUCUGAUAUUAAAAAAUUAGAAGAAACGAUAGAUGACAUAAAUGUAAACUUGCAUAAUCAGCAAUUAACUGUUGCAACUUUAAAAGAACAAAAUCAUGAGACGCUUACGGAAUUAGCUAAUAUUGUAAAAGACGGAAAGCAAAAGGAUUUACUGUUGAAUGAACAAAAGGAAAUUAUCUAUAAAUAUUCGCAAGAAAUCGAAAUUUUAAAGGAAAUCGCAAGUGAGAAACGUAUUCUGGAAGAAGAUGUACGUAAAUUAACAAAAGAUCUAACUGAUCAACAAUUGCUAUUAAAAUCUGCUAUGGCAUAUUUUGGAAGAUUGAAGGAUAUAACGAAAGAUUUUCAACUAAUGAAACAAGAAAGUCAACAGAAAUUUAUCGAAUAUCAAGAAGAUGUUAAAAUAACAUUCGAAAGGAUACAUGAUAACUAUUAUACAUUAUAUCACAAAUUGAGUAAAGUAGAGGAAGAAAAAGAAGAGUUAAAGAGUAACUUUAAUUAUAUCAAGGAGGAAUUAUCAAACACCCAAAUAUCAAACUCUAUAUUACAAGAAAACUUAUUAAAAUAUCAAAGUAAAAUAAGUUCUUUAGAAGAAAUAGAAAAGUUUCUCUGUAAUGAAUUAAAUGAAUCUAAACAAAAUGUACAAAAAUUACAAAAAACGAAUAGUAUACUAGAGAAGCAAUAUGCAACACUACAAAUUGAAGCAAAAGACAACUUGCAAGAUCAAAUGUCAAAGAAUACUACAAUCUCACUGAAAUUAAAAGAUGCUAGGGACAAACUUAAUUUAUUAGAGCAAAAUAUGAACGAAACAAUGACACAAAUGGAAUUAAAAAAUACACAGAUUAAUGAAUUACUUUCGGAUAUUUCUUCCUUAAAAGCUGAAAAAGAUAACUUGAUAUGCUUGCAUGAAGAAAUAUGUGUAGAGAAAGACAAAGAAAUGAAAUUAAAAGAAAAGACAUUAUUGAUGUUGCAAAAUAAAAUAGAAAAGUUAAUGAACGAAACAAAUGAAUCGGAAAAAAAGAUGAAAGAGAUAAUUAUUAAUCUUCAAGAAGUAAGGUCUAGUCAAGAUGCUGUAUUAGCGACUCAGGAAACAGCUUUGAAAGAAAAAUGUGUGCACAUAGAAGAACUUCAACAGCAAUUUGAUAAAUCCAAAGUAGUACUAAAAACAGAGCUUGAGAAGGAAAAGUUGUUGCAUCGCGAAUUGCAAGUUAAAUUUGCAGAACUAGAAGAUCAGAUUCAUGAUCGAAACAAGACUAUAGAAGAAAUGCAAGAGAAACUAAAAGUAGUGAAUGCAGACCUUGAGGCAAGCAAAGAUUAUUGUAAACUUAUGGAUGUAAAUCAAACAAAUAUCGUAAAGCUGUGUCAAGAAUUGGAAUGUCCAACUAAAAGUUUGAAUUCUACAAUCAUGGAGAUAUGCUCAGAUUUUGAUGUUUUUGACCAGAAUUCAUACGAUACAUUACAAUAUGAGUACGCGCAUAAAGACAAAAGAACUGAAAAUAUUCUAAAUAUUAUUAAGAUGACUCUUCACGAACUACGCUUAUCUCAGAAAGUAAUCUCGCAUUUAUCUCUCACGAAUACUGAAUUAAACAAGACACUGGACGAACAACAGACACUAGUGGAAAAUAGUAAAAAAGACAAGGAAGAAGUCUGCAAUCUGAAAACCAGAAUACGGGAAUUGGAAAUAAUAGCACAAAAGCGGAAUGAUUAUCUCAACAAUAUUAUAAAAAGUAAGGAAUCGCUAAAGGACAUUGUGCAGAAAGUUUUUACUUCGCGAAAUGACUUGGAUACUGUUUUAUCAUCAUCACUGCAAAAGUGGGACGAAAUAUUGUCCAAGUUUCAAAAUAUUCUACACAAUGAAAAUCCUAUUAGCGAACAGUUCAAACAAUUGCAAGCUAAGAAAGCAAGUCUUGAAAAUAUAUUGUAUAAAUAUCGUACAGACCAUUUAGAAAACAUUAAAUAUGUACUUGAUAUUUUAUGGGAAAAGUUUCUAUGGACAGAGAAGAAACUGCACGAUACCUACCUAUGUACAGUGCAUGAAAAGGAAUGUCUGGAUAUAUUAACAAAUGUGGAAGAAAAUCAGUUUUCCAAUGAGAAAAUUAUAAUGGAUUUAGAACUAGAGAAAAAUAAGGCACUGUGUAAUAAUAUAUUAAAGUCUGAAGAAGAAAUGCAAUCUUUCAUUGUUUUAGUCACCUCUUAUGAAAAUGGAUUGAAAUCUGGAGAAAUCAAGACUCAGUCAGAUAUAGACAAGAAAUUGCAAAACCAAAUCAAUCAGCUGACUAAAGAAAAAAAAGACUUGAAAAAUACCAUAGAUUCUACGCGUUCGAGAAAUGUGAAAUUGGAAAAAAAUAUGGACGAUCUUAGGAUGGAACUAAAGAGAUUAAAAUCAGAGACAAAAUCAAUGGUUGACUUUGAUGUAAUGCGAUCCCUAAAGGACGAAUUGGAACGUAUGAAAGAGCAAAAUCAGCAAUUAGAAAAGAAGCAGAUAGAAAAGGAUGAAUCAAGCAAAACCGCGAAGCAAGAAUUCGAAAGUCAAUUAAGAAAAGUUCAUGCUACGUAUGAACAGAAACUGGAAGAUAUGAAGCAAAAAAUGAAAAAGGCCUACAACGAGCAAGUAGCAAAGUUAAACAGCAACCAGGAAAAUAUUAUACAAGAAAAGUUGCAAAAUCAAAUGGAGUCAAUGUGCCAGAAGCAAAGAGAAGAAAUUAAUAAGUACAAAACGCAUGUCGGAGAAUUGAGCUCGCAACUUUGGAGCGUGGGAGAGAAACUUCUGAUAGAGCAGCAACAGAAGCAAGAAGCAUUACAACGCUUAAAAGAACUGCAAGUUAAGCUCAAAGAAACCGAAACAAAUCAACAGAUAUCCAUGAUUUCACGCAGAACUUCCAAACUGGAAAAGCAGGAGAUGAUACCUGAAAACGUACAGCAAACAACGCAAAGGGUAACAGUGAUAACAGAAGAAACAUUUGAGAGAAGGCAUAGUGUUAGAAGUUUACAAGCAAUGGGCAACGCAUUUAAAGCGGAAGAUGAGGAGGAAGUCUUUGACAACGUUUAUCUAGCGGACAUGAAGACAGGCUAUUGUUUGCCCAGUACGGACGUCAACCGUUUGUCCGUUUUACAAAUGAGAAACGCUCAGUGUAAACCUCAUCUGAAAUCAUCUUAUCCGGCGGAAAUGCAAUUCCUUCCUCCGAGCUUGACCGAGGAAGAUAUAAAAUCAGGUUCUGUAACGGAAGAUGUCUUUAACGAUAGCCUCAGCCAGAGUCUUCUCCCAGAUCAAAAGGCAAAGAAAAAAGAUAGGUCUCAGACGUCUUAUAAAAAACCUGGUCCUCCGACACCAAGCAAAAACGGUGGAAGAUUGUCGUUGCAGGGUAAUGAAUUAAGGAGCCCGAGUUCACGCAUCUUAAGAGAACGCAAUGCAGAUAGGAGGACAACAGCCACUCCCCAUACAUUGAAGCAUCUGUUCACAUUAAAACGGCAAGAUGAAAAUGCAUCCAACACCCCAAAAGGCCGCAGAAUCAGUAGUAUUUUCCGCAAAUCUCGUAUGCAAUAGGUGUCGCUGAUCACGAACAUCUCGUCACACUGUACAGAGUUAAUUUAUUGUUGUAUAUAGCAUUUACAGCAAUAAAUUAACAUGCACUAAAGCUAAAGAGAUUUGUGAUAACUACCACAGAAUAUUCUGUCGUCCUUGAGUGAUAUCGCAUAAAGAUUAGAUAUUAUACACGUUUAUAAUUGAAUUUUUCAUAAUCGUCCCUAUAUUCCAUCAUGAUACACAAAUCAUAAAUUAUAUUCUUUUACUAUUUAAUAAUUGUAUAUAAUUUUCGAUCCAUGAGCAAUCGACAUUUUAUAAUUUUACACAAAAUGCAAGAAUAUAAAAGUGUAGAGAUUAUAAGUUAUAAAUUGUAUAGAGGAAAUAAAGUAUAU